ACUCAUUGCUCAUUAAGCGGUAAGCCAAGUUCUGCUCAAAACUAGCUCUACAAAGACUUUCUUUACUGACACACACACACACAUACACACUUUUUCAGAAAUCCAAAGCAGAAGUGGACAGAGACACCGGUUUUCAGUCGCUGUGGUUGGCUAUGGCUCAGGGCUCUGACAGCAACGACGCAAGCUACAAGUCCCCAUCACCUGGAAGCAGACCGAGCUCCUCGGAUGACGUGAAGAAAGUGAUGAGGCGAGAGAAGAACCGAAUUGCUGCACAGAAGAGCCGGAUGAGGCAAACUCAGAAAGCUGACAGCCUUCACCUGGAAAGUGAAAACCUGGAGAAGGAGAAUGCCGCCCUGAGGAAGGAGGUGAAGCAGCUCACAGAGGAGGCCAAUUACCUGUCGUCCGUGCUGAGCAGCCACGAGCCCCUGUGCACCGGGCUGGCCCCGCAGACCCCGGACCUCCUCUACCCUCCCCAUCAGAGCAGCUACCACCGCCAGCACAUCGCCGUACCACACUACCAGCGCUGACCUGCCCGAGGGCCUGUGGCUAAAACAGAUGACUGACCUCAACAGACACAGACUGACAGGAGACGUGUGUCUUUUUUAUUGUUAAAACAUAGUUAAGGCAAGACAGGCUAACUUGUCCAUCAUACAACGAGCCCAAACUGUAACCGGUAGAAUUCAAGACAUAUUUAUUUUGCUUCUUCAUGUCUCUUUGCUUUCUGAUUGUAAAUCCAUAUGUGAAUUUAAAUGGCUUGGUAAGUAGGUUUAUCAAAUAGUCCAUGUUUACAAAGAGAGAGGAAGAAAUAUUGUGCUCACAUUUGCAAAUGCUUAUUUUUAGUAUUUCAUAGAGCACCUUUUGUCAUCUCAUGUCUUGUGUUCUUCGUGUUUGUAAUGUUUUUGUGUGCGUGCAUGUGUGUGUGGGCGUGUGUGUGUGUGUGUGUGUGUAUAAAUGCUCAGGAGCCUUGACAGUGUUGAUUGUGGACAAAAAGAAUGUAAAUGUAAAAAAGAAGGCUGGAAAUGAAGGAAUGGUUAGUGAGAAGACCCAGUGGAUGUAUUUAUUAAAUUUUAUGCUUUUUCUUUUUCUGAAACAUCAUCUGUAAACCUUCUGGGUUCAUGUUAUUCUUUUGUUUGCUAGGACAGCUGGGUGUGCAAAGUCUGCACAGGUGCUGAUAACACGGACACGUGACAGACGUUUUAUUUCUCUGCUCAGACGCCACUAGGUGGCACUGUUUAACAGUGUGUGAGAUUGAAUUACAGUAGCUUAUAUUUAUAAAGCAUAAAAUAAAUCAUUUGUGGAUUGAUCUGUGUGUGCGGAUAAGGGUUCAUUAUGGCCCUUGAGCUCCACUGUCACCUUUUGCUUGUGCUCCACUCCUGGUGGCCUAAAUCAAACAAUCUGUUAUCUGCAGUGUAUUAAAGCAGGAAGUAAAUGUAAUAAACUGGCUUUAAUUGGUUUAA
Messenger RNA from Xiphophorus hellerii (green swordtail), 1457 nucleotides. It is a transcript of the gene batf, whose product is annotated as basic leucine zipper transcription factor, ATF-like. NCBI's taxonomy places the organism in Eukaryota, Metazoa, Chordata, Actinopteri, Cyprinodontiformes, Poeciliidae. The transcript is spliced from 3 exons. Gene Ontology annotation, molecular function: RNA polymerase II cis-regulatory region sequence-specific DNA binding; DNA-binding transcription factor activity, RNA polymerase II-specific. Gene Ontology annotation, cellular component: nucleus. The record is from RefSeq and is a predicted model, not a curated record. Gene Ontology annotation, biological process: regulation of transcription by RNA polymerase II. The coding region runs from base 153 to 527 and encodes 124 amino acids.